Messenger RNA from Culicoides brevitarsis, 1778 nucleotides. It is a transcript of the gene Cox10, whose product is annotated as protoheme IX farnesyltransferase, mitochondrial. The transcript has 3 exons. Gene Ontology annotation, cellular component: mitochondrion; membrane. Gene Ontology annotation, molecular function: protoheme IX farnesyltransferase activity. Gene Ontology annotation, biological process: heme A biosynthetic process. NCBI's taxonomy places the organism in Eukaryota, Metazoa, Arthropoda, Insecta, Diptera, Ceratopogonidae. The record is from RefSeq and is a predicted model, not a curated record. Bases 124 to 1458 code for a protein of 444 amino acids.
CUCACACAUGUCAAAAUCACCUGCGAAGGAAAAACUGAACGCAGGAAAAGUGGAAAAUUCAGUGUUAAUUCGUGUUUUUGGGUGAAAAAUGCGCUUACGACAGCCUUCGUCGACACUGUAAGCAUGUUAAACUGUUUCAAAAUCACACAAUUAUGCAGUAAUCGAACCACAGUAUUGACACGAAUCGUUCCACUGCGAAAGUAUGUACAAAAAAUAUCGCCUCGCGAGGCUGCCGUUGCCCAAACGUUACCCAACACGGAAGAAGAUGUAAUUCCACCAAAAACGACACUCGAUGGCGCAGAUCCCUCUAUCGCGCUCAUGACAUCGCGCAACUUCAAGCCGACUGUAACGUUGCUGGUUGAAAACCCGCCCGCGAUUAACAAAGUGCCAGUAUUCAAUCCGGAUGACGUCACGAUCUCACAAAAACCCUUAAAGCCCGUGAAAGGUGCGGAAAUGGCAUGGCGCGUUCAUCCAGCGACGGAACAAAAUAAAUUGAAGCAAUACAUGAUGUUGUCGAAAAUUCGUUUGACGUCACUCGUCGUGAUUACUUCGAUGGCUGGAUAUGCCGUCGCACCGGCAGCGUUUGAUCCAACGACUUUUGUGAUGUGUUCCGUGGGCACGGGACUUCUUUCGGGCGCCGCAAAUUCAAUAAAUCAGUUUUUUGAGGUGCCCUUCGAUGCGCAAAUGUCUCGUACGAAGAACCGGGUGCUCGUUAAGGGAUAUUUGACGCCGUUGCAUGCCGUUGGGUUUGCGACAGUAGCUGGUGCCACGGGAAUUAGUCUCCUGUAUUACGGUUGCAAUGGACUGACAGCGGCUCUGGGGGCGACGAAUUUGGUGCUUUAUACGAUGAUUUAUACGCCCAUGAAGCGGUACAGCAUCCUGAAUACGUGGGUCGGAUCUAUCGUGGGAGCGAUUCCGCCGAUGAUGGGAUGGGCAGCAUGUGCUGGGCAACUUGGCGGCGGUGCGUGGAUCAUGGCAGGACUCCUUUAUGCAUGGCAGUUUCCGCAUUUUAAUGCGUUAUCGUGGAAUUUGAGACCGGAUUACUCGAGAGCCGGAUAUCGCAUGAUGGCAGUUACGGAUCCCGCGUUAUGUCGUCGCGUCGCCUUACGUUAUACAGUCGCGAUUACGGGAUUAUCGCUCUUAGCACCUGUUUUAGAUGUCACAAAUCAAUGGUUUGCAUUGGAAACGCUACCACUUAAUUGCUAUUUCACGUAUUUAGCAUGGAAAUUCUACCAAAAAUCCGACAGCGGCAGUUCGAGAAAACUUUUCAGAUUUUCGUUAUUGCAUCUCCCGUUACUGAUGGUGCUAUUUUUGGUCAACAAGAAACGUUGGAUAUUCAGUGAAAAUAAAGCUGUUACUCCAGAAGCCAUCGCUGCAACGGCAAUCACGGCAGAAAUAACGAAAAAAUCGGAUGUGGAUAUUUUUCCAGAUAUUCUUCUGCAAAAACAAAAACUAUAAAAAAAAUAUUUCCUUAUAUAAGAAGUAUUUUCCCGCCCCCGCUAAAUAAUUACUUAUAUUUUUUUUAGAUAAAAUGUAAAAUUAGAUGAAAUUUUUAAAGAAGGAUUUUCUUGACAUUUUAUUUAAUUUAAUUUAAAAAAAUAAUAAUUUUUAAACAAUAGUGUUGAAAAAAAAAUCAUAUUGGUUCCUCCUGAAAAGUUCGAUUAUUCGAUGCCCGUAAACAAAGUAAUAAAUAAGUAAAAAAAAUGUACAUAACUUAAAUAUUUAAAAAAAAAACGAAGGAAAUUAAAUAAAAUGAUGCUUGGUGAGAACAUCAAAAA